This is a messenger RNA of Daktulosphaira vitifoliae (grape phylloxera), 2010 nucleotides long. RefSeq names its product equilibrative nucleoside transporter 3-like. Gene Ontology annotation, molecular function: nucleoside transmembrane transporter activity. Lineage: Eukaryota; Metazoa; Arthropoda; Insecta; Hemiptera; Phylloxeridae. The transcript is spliced from 11 exons. The record is from RefSeq and is a predicted model, not a curated record. Bases 315 to 1727 code for a protein of 470 amino acids. Gene Ontology annotation, biological process: nucleoside transmembrane transport. Gene Ontology annotation, cellular component: plasma membrane.
GUAAUUAAAAUUUAUACAAAAUCCAACAGUGCUAGUUUUUAUUAAUUUUUUAGAAUAAUUUCUGUAAGAUAAUAAUAAUAAACAUAAUUAAUGACGUAUUUGUUUUUAUAUGCUUUUUACUGAACUUAAAAAUAAAUGGAUAUGUUGUUUAUAAGUUAACAAACUAAAGUCAUUUUUAUGAAAUCUCUUUUUAUGGUUAUCAUUAUAAAUUACGAUCUGUAUUGUAUUUAUUAUAUAUAUUAAACUUAUAUGAAUGAAAAUGUUUAGAAUAAUUUAGAAUUGUUCUAACAUAUUGUUAUUUAAUCAAGAGAAAAAUGAAUGACAAUGAAUCACUUAUUUAUUCAGGAAAUAGAUCUAAUAGAUUGUUUGGAAAUCCUCAAGUAUUAGAUAGAAAUUUAGAUAAUAUUAUUGUCAAUGAACAUAGCAACACUCCUUUAAAACCUCCAGAUAGAUACUAUUUAGGAUUCAUAAUAUUUUAUGUUCUUGGGACUUGUCUUUUAUUGCCAUGGUUUUUUUUUAUGACUGCACAUGAUUAUUGGAUGUAUAAAUUGAGAACUAUAUCAAAUAGCACUCAUUUUAGUUCAAUAAUUUGGCCAAAUGAUCCUCACCAUUCAUCAAGACUUCAAGCAAACUUUACAUCAUUUCUGACUAUAGCAGCAUCAAUCCCUAGUACUUUAGUUUUAUUUUCAAAUACUUAUUUGGCCAAAAAAAUUUCUAUUCAACUACGGAUGAUAAGUUCACUUUUAUUUAUGCUUUUCCUGUUUGCAUUCACAACAGUAUUUGUUAAUAUAAACACUGAUUCUUGGCAAGUUUUAUUUUUUUUAAUGACAAUCGGAGUUGUAGUUCUUCUUAAUAUUGGAAGUGCUAUAAUGCAAGGAGCUGUAUAUGGACUGGCUAGUUUUUUUGAAAGUAGUUAUAUGACUGCAACUAUAAGUGGCCAAGCUCUUGGUGGUGUUUUUGCUGCUAUAGCUCAAAUAUUGGCCUUGUGGUGGGGUGCUUCUCCUGUUCAUAGUGCAUUUGUAUAUUUUUUAUUUGCAGAUAUAUUUAUAUUGUUAUCAUUAGUUUUGUACACAGUUUUAGUUAAAUUGGAUGUUUAUAAAUAUUAUGUUCAUGAUAUGUCUGCUAGUUCUUGGAUUAGACAUACAUCCUCCAUUCAGUAUACAGCAAUUGAAUCAGAUUCAGAUACACCUGUUGACAGUAUUUGUAUAUUAAAGAAAAUAUGGAAAUUAGGCUUAAGCAAUUGGUAUUGUUACGUUGUCACUAUGUCCGUUUAUCCAGCAGUAACAGUAUUGAUAUCUUCAAGUGAAAAUAUACAUAAUUCUUGGACAGAUAAAUACUUUGUACCUGUAAUGGCUUACUUACUCUUCAGUGCAAUGGAUUUUGUUGGAAGACUUUUACCACAUUAUAUUAAAUUGAUGGAUAAUGUAGUUUGGCCAUCUUUAGUUAUAUCACUUUUGAGAACAGCCUUUAUACCAUUACUUUUGUUUUGUAAUGCCAAACCGCGCCAUCACAGUGAUGCUUUAAUACACAGUGACUAUGUAUAUGCAAUAAUUAUUAUCCUUUUUGGUUUGACUAAUGGAGUCAUAUCAACUAUUACUAUGACGUCAAUUCCUAAGUUUGUUGAAAAGCAUGAACAAGAAGUAGCCAGCUCCAUAAUGGUUACAUUUCUAGGUGUUGGUAUUGCUACUGGUUCAUUAGUUAGCUUCGGUAUGGUCAAUCUGUUAUAAGAUUUUAGAUAUAAAUAUUUCACUUAUAAAUUAUUAAUGCUCUCUAGACUAUUAUAUUACUUCCUAUUAAACUGUUAUCAAAUGUAUGUUUUAUUUUAAAUAUUAUUCAAAUGUAUUAUAACUUUUAUUUCUAUUAUGUAAAAUAUUAUCAAAAUUAAGAGUAAAUUUUCUUCAAAUUAACGUUAUACUAUUUAAGUUAUAUGUGAUUCUGUAUAAUUCAUCAACUAUUUAAAAUAUUAAUUAUAAAAAAAACAAUAAACAAUUACACAAUUAUUUUUUUUUA